This is a messenger RNA of Diospyros lotus (date-plum), 2942 nucleotides long. Its product is annotated as P-loop NTPase domain-containing protein LPA1 homolog 1-like. Bases 404 to 2620 code for a protein of 738 amino acids. The transcript is spliced from 8 exons. The record is from RefSeq and is a predicted model, not a curated record. Lineage: Eukaryota; Viridiplantae; Streptophyta; Magnoliopsida; Ericales; Ebenaceae.
GAUCCUGCCACCCUCGAGAUUCCACUCUGCCCCGCCCCUUUUUCCUAUAAAUACCGCUCCAAUUGGUUCAUCGUAGCCAGCGGAAAUUCGCGUCCAAAUCGGAGGCGAAAUCCGUCAAUUAAUCAGAAUCUAGAGAGAGAGAGAGAGAGAGAGAGGGGGGAAGCGAGAGCUUUGUCUGUGUUCGCAUUCUUUCUAUUUAGAUAGAGAGAGAGAGUCGUGGAGCAUUUGAGAUUGUGAUGCGUGGAAGACAGGUGACAGUGCAAAUGGCGAGAGACCUACAUAUAUACAGACAUAUGUAAAGAGAGAGUGAGGGAUCGGUGUCGGAAUGGGACGCCUGCCUCUGAGCCCUAGCACCUCUUGUUCUCGUUCCUUUCAAUCUGAUCAAAUUUGAUCUUAAUUAGAGAUGGGAGAGGUGACAAAGCUGCUGUACGUAGUGGUUGUGGAUGAUGAGGACAGGAGAGAGACAAGGAAAGAGUCGUUCCGGUACACGCGUUCUGUUCUUCAGAGUACUCUGCAGCUCAUGGGCUGCAAACCUCGCCAUGCUUUUAAGAUUAGCCAAAGGGUGUUUGAAUUGAUGAAAAGUGAAUGCUCUGCGGAUGCUUUGGUUUCAGCAGGGAUAGAGAUGUUGGAUUCACAUCCUCCUAGAAUACAGUCUCAGAAAGAAGAUGGUCGCUUGAACAAAGUGGGUGGGGUUAGCCAGGGGAUUCUAGACAGAAAUGGUAAAGAUAAGAGUGAAACAUUUGAAUUGUACAAAAGGCGCACAACUGUGGUCAUCAGAAGAAAAAUGUUCUUGGAUGUUGUUUGUGAUGCUCUGGCUGAGUACAAGUACGUGGGCCCUGACCAGAGAGCGGAUUUGGUUUUAGCUUGCAGAAUUCGUGAAAGGAAGGAAUCUGUAACUGUGCUGCUGUGUGGAACAAGUGGCUGUGGCAAAUCUACAUUGUCAGCAUUGCUGGGUAGCAGGUUGGGCAUCACAACUGUGAUAUCCACCGACUCAAUUCGCCAUAUGAUGAGGAGCUUCGUAGAUGAAAAGCAAAAUCCUUUGCUUUGGGCUUCAACAUACCAUGCUGGGGAAUAUUUGGAUCCAGAGGCUGUUGCAGCUGCAAAGGCCAAAAAGAAAGCUAAAAAAUUAGCUGCUGUUUCCCAGCUCCCACCAAAGGAUGAUGCAUCAAAUUGUUCUAUAGUUGGAAAAUCUGACAGUCAAACACCAGAAGUGGCCUCCAGUUCUGCAGAAUUUAUCAGUCCAAGACAGAUGGCCAUUGAAGGAUUUAAGGCGCAAAGUGAAAUGGUCAUUGACAGUCUUGAUCGGCUGAUCACUGCUUGGGAAGAACGAAAAGAAUCAGUAGUUGUUGAGGGGGUCCACUUAAGCCUUAAUUUUGUGAUGAACCUUAUGAAGAAACAUCCUUCAAUUAUACCAUUUAUGAUAUACAUAACAAAUGAGGAUAAACACUUGGAAAGAUUUGCAGUUCGUGCUAAGUACAUGACACUAGAUCCUGCUAAAAACAAGUAUGUAAAAUAUAUUCGAAACAUCAGGACAAUCCAAGAUUAUCUCUGCAAGCGAGCUGACAAGCAUCUGGUCCCCAAAAUAAAUAACACUAAUGUUGACAAGAGCGUGGCUGCCAUCCAUGCUACGGUAUUUAGUUGCCUUAGAAGGUGCGAGGCAGGGGAGCAACUUUAUGAUCCUGUGACAAAUACAGUCACUGUGGUUGAUGAGGAAUACAGGAACCAGUGUGUUGCCAAUUCAUUGAGCUCCAAGGGCAUGUUCCAACUUAUUCAAAGACAAGGUUCUAGCAGGCAUCUAAUGGCUCUUCUGAAUACUGAUGGUUCUGUGGCAAAGGCAUGGCCAAUAGAUGGUAAUGGAAAGCCCAUAGUGGGCCAAUUGACUGAGAAGGGGAUAGGAGCACCAAUGUAUGGGCCAUUGCAAAUUGGUAAGGCCGAACCUGUUAAUCUUCAGUUUGGUCACUUUGGCAUUAGUGCUUGGGCCAGUGAAACUGGUGGCACAAGUCAUGCUGGCAGUAUUGAUGAGUCGAAGGGUGAUAUGACUGACACUGGUAGUAGAUAUUACUCGUCCUGCUGCAGCUCUCCUAGGAUAUCUGAUGGACCAGCCAAGGAGCUCAAGGAGGAGGAUUUUGUGCAUGGUAGCGAUGAGGAGGUUGACGAUCCUCCUGAGUUGGACAGUGAUGAGGAUCUUAGUGAUGAUGGUCUAAAACAAAUGCAUGAAGAGAUGGAAGGCUCAGUAGAUGAGGAGUCCACUAAAUCAGACGAAGAAUAUGAUGAUCUAGCGAUGCAGGAUAUCCAAGAGAAUGGCUACUGGUCAGAUGACAAUGAUUGCAUGAAGAAAGCAGUGCCAAUGUUGGGGGAAAAAUUGGCUUGCAAAGUUACUGGCUUCCAUGGAGAAGAGGACAAACAAAAUAUUGACCAGUCCUUGGAAACUAGGAGUGAAACAAUGUUGGAACUUCCUUGUUCUUACUCUUGUUUACUGAGGGAGAAGAACGAAAAGAUAAUGCCAUUGCCAUCUUCUGGUAAUUUCAAAAUGGGAAGACGUUCUCGCAGCAUACCAGCUUGUGGAAAGCAUGGCUCAGUGGCUAAAGAUCCCAUUCUCUCUGGAACUCCACAAAGGUAGCUGAAAAUUUGUGUUUUUGCUUUUCCUUCCAGUUUCUUCUGUUGCUUUUUAAGAGACUUUCCUCUACUUUGUAUAGUGUUUUAAGGAAUGCAAUGCUUGAAUUCCUGUCUGGUCUAGCAAUUUAGCUUGGUGCACAAGCUUUCUUAACUUCUGCAGGUAGAUUUUUUGAAGUGUUUUAUUGAAAACGAAAUAUCAUGAAUGAGAUUCUGAAUAAACUAUCACCUCUGAUUUUAAUCCCCCACUGUAUGUCAAAAUUGUUUGGGGAUGAUAAUGAUGAACCCUAAUAUUUAGUUUUUCCUUUCGUUUUUGGCUAUGUAACCCU